Messenger RNA from Prorocentrum cordatum, 3216 nucleotides. NCBI's taxonomy places the organism in Eukaryota, Dinophyceae, Prorocentrales, Prorocentraceae. The record is from the annotation of a GenBank genome assembly.
AUGUGUUGCUCGUGCGGCGUCAAGAGCGACAAGCCCGGCCAGGGUUGGGCCAAGUACACGGUGAUCAACAAAGGGAAGGAGUCUGAGCGCCGUGAGCCUAUUGAAGAUCUUUGUGACAUUUGCCCGCUCGGGGUGGUACAUGGCCAGUUCGACUUCGCGUCCAAGUCUGGCUUGGAGUCUGCGGUCCGCUCAAACCCUAGCGUUGGCGCUAGGGUCCACGCGGCCGGCCUGGCGGCCAAGGACAAGGGCCUCGGCAAGCAGACGUUCCAGAUGCAGAGCGCCGAGGAAGUGACCAGCACGACGGCCGAGCUCGUCCAAUGGGGCAAGCUAAUCGACAAAGAUCAGUUCUCAACCCAGUUCGGCUUCGACCCGGAGACCAAGGACAUCAAAGAGAGCAGCAUCGAGGGCCGUUACGGGACCAAAGCGGGCUAUUGCGUCGAGGACGUCGAGGCUGGGUGCCAGAUCCGCUUCAGCACGACGUUUCAGGUCAGUGGGGCGGCCACCACUGUGCCGCCAGAGCGCCAGGUUCGUGAGAACCAAGGUAUGGACGUCUUCAAGCGCGGCGCUUUCAAGGUGGUCGGGACCGAGGGCAUGCAGGUCACGCCGUACUCCGCCGCCGACCUGGAUAUUAUCAAGCGGGAGGUCCUUGCCGAGCAGGACCGCGCGAUGCAGGACUUCGCAGCGGCCAACGCCCAGGCCCCCGAUGGAUCCGCCAUGACCGACGAGGAGCCUAUGGAGGUUGAAACCAUGGAGGUGAUGCUCGCCGACGAAAACGAGGAGGAGGCCGCGGCGCCCCCCAGCAAGGGCUCGGGCGGCCGUGGCCGCAAGGGGAAAGCAUCGAAGAUGGCCCGAUCCUCGUAUUCUGAGAAGGUCCCGAGACCCGGCGGUGGCGGUGGCCAGCUUCCGAAGGGGCAGACCUACAUCAACAAGGUCGCCGACAUCCAUAGCAUCUUGGAUGGCAGCUACACCCCCAACAUGGACUUGUACCAGCUGCGACGGCUGAUGAACUCGCUGACUGGCGAGGAUGGCAGGGUCUCCGACCCUGGACUCUUCCAGCAGAUGAAGUCAGCAUCGGAGCUCGCGGCGCACGCCAAGGAGAUGGCGCCCACCAGGCUCAUGCUGCUGGACGACGCGACGCUCAAGGUCAGCCUCAAAGCGCUGAAGUCCAGAGGAGUGAUACUGCAGCUGGUGACCAAGAAGGGCUUGUGGCAUCGCCAGGUCGUCGCGGCCGUCAAGGACCUGAACUUCCAGAAGCUCAGUCAGCUGUUCCUCGGCUCCCCCAGCGGCUCCAGCGACGAGGCGAGGGCUUGCCGAAAUGAGCAGGAGGAUCCGAAGAGUCAGAUGAGGAGCAAGAUGGGGCUGGGGCCCGGGGACAGUACGUGGCCUACCUUGAUGUCAGAGAUCGAGAUCCAGGACCGCGUCGAGUGUCUCUCGUACGUCAUCGUCGACCUCGUACUCUUGCCAGUGGUGGUAGCGGGCAGCAUGCAGGGCUACACCCAGAAGGUGCUGCAAUGCUGCAAGGUCGUCCUGGAUAUUCUCACGAACAACCAGGAGCUCGUCCAGAUCAAGACGUGCUGCAGAGGCGUGGCUGCCAUCCUCGACCCGCUGCCAGGUGCCUGCGGAUCUGAGCCGGCGGACGUCGAGUUCGUCUGGGCUGAGGAGGAGGAGGGGGGCCACCACGACGACCCUUCCGAGCACCAGAAGCGCAUGACACUGCUCCGCAAAGCGAUCACCGGGGAGGCGACCAUCAAGGCUCUCUAUGCUCAGUGGGAGGCCUCUCUCUUGUUACCCGACCAGACCGGCGAGGUGGCCAACCUCAGGACAGCCGUGGACGCUCUCAAGGGUGACACCGCCGACGCAAACAAGUUCCGAGAUGUCUUCAAGUUGAUGCCUAAGUUGCAGAUGAACCUCCGCGAUGGGGCCCUGCAGGACAUCGAGACUGAGGUCAUGUCCUGCGUGGCGGAGCGCGUCAAGGAGAUCCAGGGCAUUGACCAGAUGGAAGGUGACCGCCAGGCGCGUUGCUUAGCAGAAUUCUACCCCGACGCUAACGCAUGCAUGAUUGGGUGCAAGCCUGGUGCCUUCAAGACUUCUCUGAAGAAGGAGUUGGGCGUGCUCGCGCCAUUGCAGGCGGCCUCGCAGUCCCUUCAAAUGGUCGUUGCUCUCGACAACGCGUGCAAGAGCAUUGAAGAAGGCCCUGGGGGUGGAGUCAUCCCGGCGGAUUCGGUCGAUGAGCAGGGCCGCAUCAACGAUGACUGGGCCAAACUCUUUGAAGCCAGGAAGGCUUGCCACGGCCAGAAGAUCCCACCGCUUGCUGGCGACGACGACCAGAGGAACAUUUCGAUCAGAGCCUUCUACCGCCGUAUUUGGGAUAUCAUCCAGAGCCAACCAUUCAGCGAGUGGCACGGCCUCGACGCUUGUCGGAUCAAUCUCGUCAAGGACAUCGGCGACAUGCUUCCUCAAGAAGAGCGUGCCAAUGGCUCUGACAUUGCUUUCCAGAUGGCCAUCCGCAUCGUCGAGAUCCACUCCAUCAUGGUAUUCCUGGGGAUGUGCGAGCCAGAUGCCAAGAGCCAGGAGGUCGACAAGCUCACGCGCACCCUCGCGCUGGCGCCCAUCAAGGCCCCCGCUGAGGACGACGCAGAAACGAUCCGCAUGCUUAGGAGUCUGACUGAUGGCCUACGUCAGGUGAAGCAGGACGCCAACGACCUCCGCGUUCGCCUCAUCUGCGAGUUCUUAGCCGCGGCUGCAACUGACAUCGAGACGAUCCAGGCGAAGCUCACGAAGAACGCUUACGGCGGCAAGAACGGUCAUUCAUGGAAGCAGCCGUUGAACGCCAAUUCGCCCAUCGCCGAGGUCCGCGAGGCGGGGGACAAGCAUCUCUUAAAGUUAAACGGCCAGGAUAUGAUCGACGACUGGAAGAAGGGACUGGAAGUCGUCAGGGCGGCCCAGAAGCUGGUGGCGAAGUACAAGGACGUCGAUGGCGUGAAGGAGUCUAGGGCGUUGAAGGGUACCGACGAGGCGAUCAAGCAGUGUUUCGUUGUGGUGAGGGUCGCCAGGGUCACGAUCACGGAGGCGCAGCUGCUUAACUGCGAGGGUGAUCCUUCGAAGGAGGAUGCCAAGAAAUGGGUGAAGCUCCUGGCGUCUUGCGGCGCAGAUCCCUCAUCCAUGCACCCAGUGUUGUACGCGAUGUUGCAGAAGGUGCUCCAGGCCCAGGCCUGA